UUUCCAUUACUUGUUUUCUAGCUCAUUGUGGAAACUGAAGAAUUAACACUUCUUAACCAAUCACUCUGAAGCUUUGAUUCUUCCCCUGGUGACUCUCAAGUUUUCUCCCUUGGUUCAUUUCUUCCUGCAAGGUGAGGUCUUCUUUCAGGUUCAGCCAUGACGACUUCUGCCUUGCGUCGGCAGGUAAAAAACAUCGUGCACAAUUAUUCUGAAGCAGAAAUCAAGGUGCGUGAAGCCACCUCCAAUGACCCCUGGGGACCCCCCAGCUCUUUAAUGUCUGAGAUUGCUGAUCUGACCUUCAACACAGUGGCCUUUGCAGAGGUCAUGGGUAUGAUCUGGAGGCGGCUGAAUGACAGUGGCAAGAACUGGCGUCAUGUCUACAAGGCCCUAACUCUUCUGGACUACCUCAUUAAAACAGGCUCAGAGAAGGUAGCUCAUCAGUGCCGGGAGAAUCUGUAUACCAUUCAGACUUUAAAGGAGUUCCAGUACAUAGACCGUGAUGGCAAAGAUCAGGGCAUCAAUGUUCGUGAAAAGGUGAAGCAGGUGAUGAGCUUGCUGAAGGAUGAAGACAGGCUGAAGCAGGAGAGAGCCUAUGCCCUGAAAACCAAAGAGCGGAUGUCCAUUGAAGGUAUGGGCAUCAGCAGCAGCAAUAGCAACAGCCAGCAGCUUGCCUAUGGACGGCGGGCAUCACAGUAUGGUGAUGACUACAGCAGAUCAAGAGGUUCUCCAUCCUCCUUUAAUUCUUCUUCGUCAUCUCCCCGGUUCAGUUCUGACCUGGAGCAGGCAAGGCCGCAGACUACUGGUGAAGAGGAGCUCCAGCUCCAGCUUGCCCUGGCAAUGAGUCGAGAAGAAGCAGAAAAGCAGCCACUUCCUCCAGUCUCCAGCACAGAUGAAGAUUUGCAAUUACAGAUAGCGCUUACCCUGAGCAAACAAGAGCAUGAGAAGGAAGUUAGGGCAUGGAAAGGAGAAAAUUCACUACUGCAAAAGGCACUGGAAGAAAGUAACCUGGGUGUUGAGGAAGUUGAAGAAGAUGAUAAGGCAAAGAAAAAACAGUCUUCUGUGUUGGAGCUGGCAGACAUUUUUGGACCAGCACCAGUCACCUCUACCCACACUUCUGCUGACCCAUGGGAUAUUCCAGAUACCAAAUCUUCUGUGGAAUCAACAGGAACAUCCUGGGGUCCUGCUGCAGACCCUUGGGCGCCAUUACCUUCGGAGGAUCCUCUGACUCACGCUUCUACCAGUCAAGCUUCCUCUGGCCCCUGGAAUCUUCCUCCUGUCUCUUCUGCCUCUGAUCCAUGGGGGAUAAAAUCAUUGCCUUCAGGUGUCCCAUCUUCAGAUACCUGGGGAAAACAGUCACCACCUGCUCCACUCUCUGCAGGUGUUACUUCCGCUGCUGAACCCUGGGGAGGUUCUGCUGACAAUUCCUCCGCCCCUGGCAAUAGUACAUUUGACUUAUUUGCAAAAUUACCUGAACCUGUGGAUCAACCAGAACAUGAAAGUUCCCAGGCUCCAUCAUCUGUGAAAUCCAAUGGUUCUGUAGAUGUGGACCUCUUUGGUGACCUUAUUCCAGGCACCAGGGAGAAUGGAAUCAAAAAUAAAGACAUUUUUGAUAUUGCAAGUUUAGGAGAUUCUUUACCUGACUCAAAGGAGAAGAAAGACAGCAAAACACCAGAGACCUUUCUUGGCCCCAACGCCUCUUCCUUGGUUAAUUUGGACUCCUUGGUUACAGUCCCCCAGAGCCUGAAGUCACGUAAUCCAUUUCUGGCAGGACUCAGUGCCCCUUCACCUACCAACCCAUUCAACACUGAUCAGCCCAAACCAACUCUCAACCAGAUGCGGACCAACUCCCCAGUGCCUAGUGUUCCUAUGGGAGUGCCAAUGAACUCUAUGACCUACAGUGCUUCUCUCCCUCUUCCACUCAGUAGCAUCCCCUCAACAAUGACUCUCCCAGCCUCUGCGAGUGCCUUCCCUCAGGCUGGAGCAGGGCCUUUUCCAGAGCUACCUAGCAACUUGCCUCAACCUCUCCUACCACUCUCUGGCUCAGUCCCCCCACCACUAGCUUCACAAAGCAGUAUGAACCCUUUUCUCUGAGAAGACUUGGUUGGUAACAUGUGAUAUAUCCAUUACUCCUUCCCCAACUGUUAUGGAGGACCUCCUGUGCAAAGCACAUUUGUUUUGAUGCAAGCAAGCAUCUCCCUGGAAGCUCUGAUCAAAGAGACUCAGCAUGAAUCUCCUUGCUCAAUGAGAUACAAAAAACCAACUGUCCCAUCAUGUUGAACAUUGCCUGUAGUCGGCUGUUGAUAGUAGUUGGGACAUCUUGUUUUGAUGGAUUAAAAAGGAGGUGGGAGGGCAGUUCUGUAGAAGGGCAUUUCUUUUUCCAAGGAUCUCUGCUCUCCUGCUUUUAUGUUGGCACAAAUAGUGACUAAAUCAAACAAAACAAAACAAAAACUCGAGAAGAUUACUUUCUUCAGUGUGAAGGAAAGAAAUUAUUUUGUAGUCUGCAUGGAAAUGCACAAAUAUUUGCCAAGGCUUACAGCUUUACUUCCUGCAUGACAGGGGCACAGUCUCAUUCCUGGAAAUCUUGAGAGCUCAGCAAAUUCUGCAAUGCUAUAUGCAAGGGGAGAAGUUCUGAUUUUUUGCUACAGUCACUUUCACUGGGUUGCCUAAAGGAAAUCUUUUCCAUUUCCUGCUGUUUCCACUCAGUCACACUUUCAUCAAUGUUCUUCUUACACAUCUUUUAAUUUGCUUGUGAGCUUUGGAUAUUCUGAGAUUUAGCGAGGGACCAGUACAGAGUAGGAAUGAGCUACACAGAAGGAAAUCAAAACAAAAAAGCAGUCAAACACAAUGACUGCAUUGUGUAGAUAUGGUGGCAAGAAUGCUGAUCCAUGAAAGGGAUGGGGAGUAGAGUCAUAAACUCCAGCCCUCUAAAAAUAUCUGACCAAACUCCUCUGGCUUCUAAAUCAAACAUGUACUGAAUAAGUAGGCUAGCUAGGCUCUAAAAGGCCUCAAAAUGCUGCCACGCUUUACAUUAAGAGCUGACAGUUCUUGCUGUUCCUAUUUGUUACUCUAUAUGAAAUCUGAUAUCACUGCUGUUCUGCAUCUGACAGCUUUGAUCCAAAAAACUUUUCUUUGUGAACUCCGUACUUAUAGGGGAACAUGAUGGACAUUCUGAUUUUUACCUUGGAUGGUCCCUUUGUUGCAUAUUUGAUCACAGGCUUUGUUUUCCUAGUGCCUGCCUCUCAAUCCUGAAAUCCAGUCUGCAAAACGUGGAACUCAGCAACAGCAAAUCCAGUCCAGAACACUUGAAUGAACUUUGUGAAAUGCAUGAGAAAACUUGGGGUAUCUUGAAUGGUGGCAAAGGAUAGAAGGGCUUUGUUAACGUGUUCGGGAACUCUAUCCAUGAGAAAUGUUAAUACUGGGCUUGAUGGCCUAGAUGCCUUUCAUUCAAGCUUAGAGUUGUUUUGAAAAUGUUGGAAAGAUGUGUAAACUUAUUUUCAGUGAACCUCUCCUUCCAGGGUCCUCCUAGGAUAUUGAUGGAUGUGGUAUAAACCAGAAAGCUAGAAUAGUGGCAGUACAGCAUAAAUAUCCCAAUUGCCAGCUGUGUCUUAACUAAAGAUUUCACUCAGCACGCCAAUACAAGUUGCAUCUGUGGGGCAUGACGACUGUGGAGCAUUGAUUCAGCUGGAAUGGGAGAGAAGUCAGGGCCAGCCAUGGAGAGCAAUGCAGGACAAUCAUUGGGGCUUUCUAGCCUAUAAUUAAAUACAAUACAAUCAUACCAAUACAUAUUUUCAACCUAUAUAGAAUAAUGGGUGUGAGGGGAGAAUAGGAGGCCAAUAAAAAAUCCAGAUGUGCUUGCUAAUUUACAGUGUACGAUGUGCUCCUUUUAGGUGUUUAGUUUUUCAGUUUAAGCAAGGGGGAACCUGAAUGGGACUGCAUGGCUAAGCACUAAUGUACACAAAACAUCAGUUGCCCUCCAAAUUUUUCUUUUAUUUAUAUAUAUUGCUACUGUUGCAAUUGACUUUUGUGCUAUCUGAUCAUUAUCAAUUCUGAGUUAAAGUAAGGAUUCUUGUUUCAAUGCUCAAGGAGUAGGUGUUUUUCCUCCUGUUUGGCCAAUCCUAAAGAAUCGUUGAGAGGGCAGAAAUGUUCGGGGGAGAGGGAAAUGAAAAACAUCCCAUGUAAACAUCCACUGAUGCAGCAGCAUUUUUAAAAAGGCAUGAUGAUGUCAAAAUGACGUGUAUCAUGUCACUCAAAUGAUACAAUUACAUACUUGUGUCAUGAUGUCUGAUGCAGGAACUUAAGUUGCACUGUAACGUCAUGCCACAUGCAUUAUGCCUCCCUCCCUUUGUCUGGCCUGUGGAUGUCUAUACCCAGAGCACUUGUCAAGAGUGGUUCAGAUGUAUUGCUUGUUGUAUAGGGAACAAUGUGUUUCAUCCUCUCUUACCACCUAUGCAAGUAAGCACUAAAGCAGUUCCAUGGGAAUGUAGCUGGGCAAGAAUGGAGAUGGCCUUCAUUUACCUGGAGGAAGGUCACUGCUGAAAUAUUUUCAAUCACCACCAUUCAAAGAACUGCCAGCCAUCACUGACUUUUAACACAGGUCUGCAGAAUUCCAGACUUCAUAAACAUGCUUGUGGUUUAUCCAGUUAGAGCAACAGCAAUUAACAUUUUUACUUUGAAGAGAAACUUCUCCGGAUGUUAACUACAGUUCCCAGCAGCCCCAACCCUGAAUGGCAGAUUACAAAGGAUAUUUGGCAAUAUCAGGCAGGCCACAGGUUCUCUUCCCUUGUCUUAAUGUCAGAUAUAAGAGAUGGGGCUUUACUGGGCUAUUUAGGGAUAGCUAAUGUUGCUGGAAGGUUUGCCACAUUGCCAGCCAUAACAUGCAAAAUUAAUUGAUCAGCAAGAAUAUAAAUGAUUUGUGUAUGAAUAACAUAUAAAUACGCUUAAGCUUUUAAUAAUUCAUAGUUAAUCCCACCUCAGAUAUAUUCUGAAUAAUUGCUUUUGCAAUAAAACAAACUCAACCUAUCCUCCAGGUCUGAUAACAUGCAUGUUAUUGAGCUUGCCAGGACUACAGGAAUAAUUUCUGUUUUUCUAAUUCCCUUCCUAAUUGAGAACAAAUUGAUUGCUUGAUAAUGAAUUUUGAUAGAACCAACAUUUUUAUUGACAAUCAUGAAUGUGAUCUCCAGGUAGCUGUGAGAGAAUUUGUCUCUUCUGCUCAUAUGCCUUUUAUCUGAAUUUAUUUUCAAAAUAACUUUUUAAUUCAGAUAUAGUUUCUGGUCCAUUCCAGAUGUUGAGCAUCCUAUUUCCUAAAGAAAGAUUUUUAAGUCAUUCGUUCACAUCUGUGUGAGAGUACCCAUGACCAAAUACUGACAGGACCUGUGUGUCUAAUUAUUUUUGGCAUUCCCACAUUAUGAUACUAGGAGGACAUGUUUUUAAGGACACCUUGCAAAGACAUCUAUCCACAUCGUAUACUAGGGUCUGGAUUCCAUCCAGAUUUACACUUGAAAUAUUUGAUACAAAAUUUAAUAAGCCAAAAUGAACAAACUAGCAUGUAAUAUAUAUUUUACAGCUGAGUAAAAUAUAAUAUAGCCACAGCAUAAAACAUGAGCAAGGUGGGGCACAGGGAACAAGUUUAGUUCAUAGAACUAGUUCAUUCUCUAUAGUGCUUUGUGAGAAUGAAUAUUUCUCAGAUUGGUUCUUUGUGAAAGUUUUUAUCACAAAUGUUAUUCAAUGAAUGCUAUUUUUCUGCAAAAUUUCAAUUUCAGUCAAUAGUUUGCAAAGAGCCAAAUAAAAUAUCUCCUGUUCCUUGCUGAACUGGAAGUUCUUGAUCAGAUUAUAAUAAUUAGCUUGUCUUUUGCCCAGUUAUCAAACAUAUCCUAAAUUCUUUAUUCCAAGUGUCAGGAAAUUUAAAUCCAAAAGUUAAGAAGCUGGCUUUAUUGCUGUCAGAUUUCACACUAGGCAUGACAAUAAACGUUUUGGCCCAAGAAAUGCAAUCCCAUAUUCAGUAAUUAGCAAACAGCAGAAGCUUCACAGACUUGAGAUGACUCAAACGUUACUUUAUUGCAGAGAUAAUGCGUAAACAAAAUGUCUGACUGCUGCAGAAUUCAGGAAUCAAACUGUUUAUGUGUCACAAGAAGGUUUAAACUAUAGACCUUUUCUUCUUUUUCUUUUCAAGUCAAUGGACUUUGGGCCAUUCUUUUCCUAACCUACCGCUUUGGAGAUACCAGUUCCAUGUUUAUGUAGUCCUAGUAUUUUCUAGAAGUCUCCCAUCUGACUACUAACCAGAUCUGAUGCUAGUUAGCUUCUGAGCCCAAAAUUGGUUAGGUGCUGCAGUCUAGCUCAACAGCUAGAUCUCCAAGCAUGUUGGUUUUUUAUAAUUACAAUAAGUAAACUUAAGUUAUAUGUAUUCUGCACCCACACUCUGAAACUUCAAAAAAUUGUAUAGCGCAGUAGUUGAUUCUAUUGGCAUACCUGCUUUCAUAAGAGGAAAUAACUUAAAACGUCUAGUUACUCAUGGAAUUUGCUGCCAUAAGAUGAGAUUUCAUCACCAACUCAUAUGGCUUUAAAGGUGAAGGUUCUGCUGCUCUCAUGCCUUGCUUGUGGGAUUCCUAGAGACAUUGGUACGCCAUUGGAAGAAACAAGAUGCUAGACGUGAACGGUUUUCAAUUUGACCAAGUAGGGUUUUUCUUACGUCGUUCUGGUGAUGUCAGUGUUGCACAACCUGGAGUCCUGAGCAGAUGUUGAAAUGGAAUUCCAGUGGCCAUGUGCCUUGGAAAGUAUGGUCUGUCAUAUCGAAAGGACACCAAGGCUGGUUUAUGCUAACAAAAUAAGAGUAAAGCUCUGCUGUACAACUAGGAAGAGAUGCUCGUUCUGUUAAGAACUGAUGGCAAAGAAUGUUGGUCAAGUACUUUCAGAAUGGUAAUAGCCAUUUCUCUAGCAGCUGUGUUUUCCUUUGCCUUCUACUCUAUUAAAAACAUUUUUAAUCAUUUUUAAAAAUCUGUUUUAACCCAGCUUUUAGCACAAUUCUACUUGGCUUAGAGAAAACAAAUAAAUGUAUUAAAAAGUAAACUGCAAAAAGCUGCCUAAAUAAAAUGAAUUUAUACCUAUAAAAGUCAAUUGUCUCAGAAUCUUAAACCUGCCAUCUUAUGCGAGCUUACAAAGAGUAAGCUACUGAAUAUAAUAGUGAAUUUUGAAGCAGACAUGUACAUGACAGUCAUUUCAAUACAGGUAGUCCUUGCUUAAUGACCACAAUUGCGACUGGAAUCUUGAUUGUUGAGCAAAGUGGUCAUUAAGGGAGAUGCCCACGUGACUGCUUUGCUCAAUGACUGCAAUCCAGGCACUCCCAGUUGCGGUUAAGUGAUCUCCCGGGUGGGUCCUUAAGCGGAUGGAGCAAAAGAGCUGCCUGCUAAAGGAUUUUGGCUCCGCGCUGAAGGGAGCACCUGUACAGAGGGGAAAU
Python bivittatus (Burmese python) is the source of this 7450-nucleotide messenger RNA. Lineage: Eukaryota; Metazoa; Chordata; Lepidosauria; Squamata; Pythonidae. The record is from RefSeq and is a predicted model, not a curated record.